Molecule: messenger RNA, 1710 nt
Organism: Rasamsonia emersonii CBS 393.64
Lineage: Eukaryota; Fungi; Ascomycota; Eurotiomycetes; Eurotiales; Trichocomaceae
Product: Amino acid transporter
Exons: 6
Coding region: 1-1710 (569 amino acids)
Biological process (GO): amino acid transmembrane transport
Cellular component (GO): endoplasmic reticulum
Molecular function (GO): amino acid transmembrane transporter activity
Source: RefSeq, a predicted model, not a curated record
AUGCCCAGGGAUGACAACAUCACUGCUCGCCUCACCGAGCGACGUGAUGCAACCGAAGAUGAAGCUCGUUCUCUCCUCUCUGCCUCCUCCACCGAGGAUGACGACCUGGUAGUCCAUUCCGGGUCAAGCGAUCAGCGCAAUCCGCCCCCCAACCCUCUAGCUCCUCAAACAAACGGUCCUCGCCAGUCCUCGAUAUACAGGCCUCCUACGGAUGGACAGCGUCGCACUCUCCGUACCCCCAAUCGCGUCCGAUUCGACUUGGAUGACGAAUCCGAAGAUGAGCCGACCCCUGCCAAUGGCCAUGCGAGAUCGGAGGAGAAUUCCUCAUGGAUGGAUGAGGAGGAUUAUAUCUCGCGCGGUCCACGACGGCCGAGAAGCAGUACUGGGCAUAUGGCACCUCUCCUGACAGAUAUAGAGGCUCCCAGUGUUACCGUCGCAACGUCGGAUAACUUCUUCCCGGAGGAACAUCUGGAAAGUGCCCGACCUCGCAGCGGAAUGAGAAUGGCAUUUAUGAACAUGGCCAAUAGCAUUAUAGGCGCUGGUAUCAUCGGACAGCCUUAUGCUUUUCGUCAGGCAGGUAUGGUGAUGGGAAUAGUGCUGCUCGUUGCGCUUACUAUCACCGUGGAUUGGACGAUUCGGUUAAUAGUCAUCAAUUCGAAAAUGAGCGGCGCGGAUUCUUUUCAAGCGACCAUGCAACACUGCUUUGGCAAAAGCGGGCUCAUUGCAAUCUCUGUUGCUCAAUGGGCCUUCGCCUAUGGUGGAAUGAUCGCGUUCUGUAUCAUUGUUGGUGAUACCAUUCCACAUGUCUUAGAAGCCUUGUUCCCGUCCCUUCGAGAUAUGCCUUUUCUCUGGCUUCUGACAGAUAGACGGGCUGUAAUUAUCCUCUUCAUACUUGGUGUUUCCUAUCCUCUUUCUCUCUAUCGAGAUAUUGCUAAGUUGGCAAAAGCUUCAGCUUUGGCGCUGUUAAGUAUGGUGGUGAUUGUAGUCACUGUGGUCGUGCAGGGGUUCCGUGUCCCCUCAGAACUGAGAGGCGAUAUCAAAGGGAGUCUUUUCAUCAAUUCUGGUUUCUUCCAAGCUGUUGGCGUUAUCUCCUUCGCAUUUGUGUGUCACCAUAACAGUCUUCUAAUCUACGGCUCCCUCAAAAAACCGACUCUAGAUCGAUUUGCGACUGUGACGCACUACUCCACUGGGGUUUCGAUGCUCAUGUGUUUGAUAAUGGGUCUAGCUGGUUUUCUGACUUUCGGCUCGAAGACCCAGGGAAAUGUGCUAAAUAACUUCCCUGCAGAUAACGUCAUGGUCAAUAUAGCUCGGUUCUGCUUCGGUUUGAAUAUGCUUACGACCUUACCGCUGGAGGCAUUUGUCUGCCGGUCCGUGAUGAUGACUUAUUAUUUCCCCGAUGAGCCUUUCGAUCCAAAUCGCCAUCUAUUGUUUACUACAACUCUAGUAGUCUCCUCUAUGGUCAUGGCAUUGAUUACCUGUGACCUUGGCGCUGUGUUUGAGCUUAUCGGCGCUACAAGUGCGGCGGCAUUGGCGUAUAUACUACCGCCGCUCUGCUACGUGAAGUUGAGCAAGUCUAGCUGGAGAGCGAAACUACCAGCGUACGCUUGUAUAGCAUUCGGCACUGUAGUCAUGGGGAUCAGCCUCCUCCAGGCUGUUGCAAAGAUGAUCAGAAAUGAAGGCGGAACCCACACUUGCGGAAGUGUAAUUUAA